UAUCAUAAGGUACUAUUUGUUUUCCUCCACAAUGCAGGGAACUUCAAACGUUUUCUUUCCCUGGGAACACCGAAAGUAAUCUUCGUAAAGGAAGAAUCAGCAAACGUGUUGCUCGAAGCCGUCAAAGAAUUGGAAUCUGAUGCAAAAGUCGUUGUAUUCGGAAAAUAUCCAGGUGUUGCGUCCUUUUCGGAUAUUUUAGCGGAAGCGAGUGAACAGGAAGUGGCGAAUUUCAAAUGUGAUGAGAUUCCUGACAUGAAGCAUAUCGCCAUAAUUGUACCGACGUCAGGAACGACUGGGAUGCCUAAGGGUGUCGCACUGUCUCAUGAAUAUUUCAUUCGAGCAAUAAUACCGUACGAUAAUUCAAGCUUCAACGAAAGAUCGGCUAUUAUAUUUUCGAAGUUGAUUUGGGUUACAGCUAAUUUAAUCAUAUUGGUGAGUGCUGUUACACGGUGGCCGAGAAUUAUUUGUGCAACAUUCACGACUGAGGUUCUCUUCGACGUAAUUAAUAAAUAUAAGCCCAGCUUCCUUGUGAUGUCAGUCAGCAUGAUGCAGCAGACAGUAAGAUCUGGGAAUAAUGAUAAAUGUGAUUUCUCAUCGUUGAAAAAUAUUACGGUUACUGGUGCUCGUGUAAACAGCGAAUCACUUACAAUCCUUAGAGAACUUGCGAAGAAUGCAACAGUGAACCAAGCAUAUGGUUUAACGGAAGUAGGAUUCGCAACGGUACAACAAUCGUAUGGUAAACCAGAAUCUGUGGGGACGCCAGCUGAUAACGUUCAAAUCAAAAUAGUGGAUAUUCAAUCUGGAGAAAUUCUGGGACCUAGUCAAAAAGGUGAAAUAUGUAUAAACUCACCUGCACGACUGGUUGAAUAUUAUAAAAAUCCAGAGGCCACAAAAGCAGCCAUUGACGAUGAAGGUUUUUUUCGUACCGGCGAUAUUGGCUACUACGACGAUGACGGAAAUUUCUUCCUUGUCGAUAGGUUGAAGGCACUCAUAAAGUUCAGAAACUACCAUGUUUCAGCUUCAGAAAUUGAAACGAUUUUACAAUCACAUCCGUCUGUACAGGAAGCUGCAGUGGUUGGUAAACCUCAUGAAAUUGAUGACGAACAUCCCUUAGCCUUUGUGACGAAAGUCCCUGGGCGGGAGGUUACUGAACAAGAACUGAUCGACCUAGUCGCAAAGGAAGUAAUGGAUACGAACAGACUUCGCGGUGGUGUAAUAUUCUUAGAGUCGAUGCCACGUACUGCUACUGAUAAACAAAAGCAGAAGGUGAAAAUUGAAAACAAUAUUGUGAAAGGCAAAGAAGUGGCAUUUGAAAUAAGCUACACUCACCUGGGCAAGUACAUCUUGGACAAUAUAUCGGUGUCGCCCGAUAAAGCUGCUCAGCAAAAGCAGAAGGUGAAAAUUGAAAACAAUAUUGUGAAAGGCAAAGAAGUGGCAUUUGAAAUAAGCUACACUCACCUGGGCAAGUACAUCUUGGACAAUAUAUCGGUGUCGCCCGAUAAAGCUGCUCAGAUAGAUGCGGCAACCGGUAAAAUCGAUACGUUUGGCGACGUAAAAGAUCGUUCGAUCAGAUGCGCUGUCUGGUUAAGGAAAAAGGGUAUCCGUCCAAAUGACGUGGUUGCAAUUUGUACCGAUAAUCAUUUAGACACGUGCAUACCAGUGUUCGCCGCUCUUUACCUCGGGGCACCAUAUUUACCCAUCGAUGAUGCUUCGGAUAUACUAUAUGGUUCAACGGAAGUAGGAUUAGCAACGGUACAACAAUCGUAUGAUAAACCAGAGUCUGUGGGGACGCCAGCUGAUAACGUUCAAAUCAAAAUAGUGGAUAUUCAAUCUGGAGAAAUUCUGGGACCUAGUCAAAAAGGUGAAAUAUGUAUAAACUCACCUGCACGACUGGUUGAAUAUUAUAAAAAUCCAGAGGCCACAAAAGCAGCCAUUGACGAUGAAGGUUUUUUUCGUACCGGCGAUAUUGGCUACUAUGACGAUGACGGAAAUUUCUUCCUUGUCGAUAGGUUGAAGGCACUCAUAAAGUUCAGAAACUACCAUGUUUCAGCUUCAGAAAUUGAAACGAUUUUACAAUCACAUCCGGCUGUACAGGAAGCUGCAGUGGUUGGUAAACCUCAUGAAAUUGAUGACGAACAUCCCUUAGCCUUUGUGACGAAAGUCCCUGGGCGGGAGGUUACUGAACAAGAACUGAUCGACCUAGUCGCAAAGGAAGUAAUGGAUACGAACAGACUUCGCGGUGGUGUAAUAUUCUUAGAGUCGAUGCCACGUACUGCUACUGAUAAAAUAAACAAGCCAAAACUGAAAGAAAUGUUGAAAGAUAUUAUAUAACGCAAUUGGUGUGAAUAGAAACUAUAUUAACCGCCUAUGACGCUUGCUUAGAAGAGCAGUCAGUUACCUGCCUUCGUUAGUAACGGAUCAAUCAUGUGAUCCUGUUGUAGUGCUUCAUCCGAAAAUAAAGGAAACCAUACAAAAAGAAA
This is a messenger RNA of Cephus cinctus (wheat stem sawfly), 2480 nucleotides long. Its product is annotated as ferrichrome siderophore peptide synthetase. The transcript has 12 exons. Gene Ontology annotation, molecular function: long-chain fatty acid-CoA ligase activity. Gene Ontology annotation, biological process: long-chain fatty acid metabolic process; fatty-acyl-CoA biosynthetic process. Lineage: Eukaryota; Metazoa; Arthropoda; Insecta; Hymenoptera; Cephidae. Bases 253 to 2331 code for a protein of 692 amino acids. The record is from RefSeq and is a predicted model, not a curated record.